AUGGAAAAGAGUCUUAUGCUUGAAGAGAUAGCUGAUGAGAACUACGAACCUACAGACGCAGAAAUCAGAGAAUAUGGAGAAUAUAUUGGUCUUAUUCUCCCAGAAGAUGAAAGUUUACUUUAUAUUGCAAGAGAUGCUCUAAAAGCUCCAUUACCAAAAGAAUGAAAACCUUUUCAAACCAGAGAUGGCGAUAUUUAUUAUCUAAAUAUAGAAACAGGCGAAAAAACAUUUGAGCAUCCUUGUGAUGCUAUCUAUAAAAUAAUCGCUAAAGAAGUAAAAGAAAUUAAGCUGAGAAAAGAUGAUGAUAAAGAUGGAAUAUUGCCUAUACAAGAUCAAAAAAAGAUUCAUAGUCAUAAUUUGCCAUUUUCAGUGCCAAAUCCUAAUCAUAAACCUCCUAAUAAAAGAUUAACUCAAGAGGAAUAUGAUAUUGAAUUAGAAAAAAAUACAAAAGAAAUUAAUGAGAAAUUUGAAAACAGUUUAAAAGAAUUAAAGGCCAAAUAUGAAAAAGAAGAAAAAGAUACAUAUGAAUACUUAAAAGCCAAAAAGAUUAUGCAGGUUUUUGCAUAUGAAGAAAAAAUUGCAACAAAUUGUGAUGAAGAGAUAAAAAAAAUGAAAAAUAAAACAAAGAAUAUUCUAACUCCCCCCUCCGUGAACAAAAAAAAAUUGUUUUUUUUUCGAAAUUUAAAAAAAUCUUAAUUCGCAAAAAAUUGGAAAGCAAAUAUUAAUUUAAUUUAUAAAAUUUAUGUUUUAAAACGCAAUUUGUUUAAAAUUAAACAGAAUUAGCUCAAGAUUUCAUUAUACUAAUUAUCAUUAUAUAUCAACAUUUUUUCCAUAAAAAUUUUCUAUUAAAAAAUUUUUGUUCGCUCGCGGAGGGUGGGUUUUUGGGCAAAAAAGCGAUUUUUCUAAUGGUUUUAUUCACUCACAGAGGAGGGGAGUAAAUGAAAUAAGCGAAAAAUUAGAAGAUUAUAAAGGAAGAGAAAUAAAGAAGAUUAAAGAAAACACACAAAGAGAAAUUGAUUUAGCAAUGAUAACUGAGCCUGGAAAUAAAGAAUUAGACAAUUUAAGAGCUGAACUAGAUAUUGAGCGAAAGAUUACUCAGGGGUUUUAUGAAAAUGUUUAUGAACGCACCCAGCAUUUUGAAACAGAGAAGCUUAAAAUAAAAAAUAAAAUCGAAAGAGAAUAUAAAAAUUCUAUAAAAGCCUUAGAAGUUGAUAUUUUGCAAUUAAAAAAUGACGAAAUGCAAUGAAAUAAUAAAAUUACCGAAGCUAAAAAUGAAUUUCAAAAAGCAAAUGAUGAUGAAGUCAAUAAGAUAAAAUUGCAUUACCAGCAAGAAAUAGACGAAAUUAAACAAAAUUUAAGAAAUCAAAUUCCAAAUAAAAAGAAAAAAGCAUUAGAGGAGCUCUCUGUCAAAUUAGAAGAGCAAGUCAAAAAUGACACAUAUACAAAAAUAAGUGUAUAUCGAAAAGCUAAACAAACUGAGCACAAAGAAAGGCUUGAAAAAUUAGUGCAGGCUCAAAAUUAUAAAAAAACUGCUGUGAAGUCUGUAUAUGAGCCUAAAGCUGCUUUUGAUAAAAUGAAAAAUUUAGAAAUUGAGCUAGAAUUAGUAAAUAAUCAGCUUUACCUGAAAAACGAAACUUUAUUAAAGCUUCAAGAAGAAAUAGAAUUUUUUCAUAGCAAAUAUUACAAAAUGAAUAAACAGUAUGAUGUUUUAAUGAAAAGUACUAGAAAAAUCCAUCAGCCUCACUCUAAAAAUGAAUUAUUAAGCUCUGAAAAGAAAAGGAAAUCCCCGUUUUGUGGGUUAAUUUCAUCGAGUAAGCAUAAUGAGAUAACUCCUGGGCCAAAACGCAAAAGGGAUAGAAAUAGUUUGACAGAUACAGAAGAAGAAAUAAUUAAGAGUUGAAGAAGUGAGAAACCUGAUAAAUUUGAAUAUGUAAAUGAUCAUAGGCAAUUUCCUUUGCAUUCAACUUCAAACUUUACUGAUAAUCAACUUCGUAGCUCAGAAAUCAAUCUUAAAGUAUCUUACCGGCAUGCUGAUUUAGCAAAAGAGUUUGCUUGGAAGCAUUCAAAUUGACUAAGCAAUUUGAAAGCUGAUAUGAAUGUAUUAAAACCUAAAAAAAUCAGAUAA
Molecule: messenger RNA, 2125 nt
Organism: Blepharisma stoltei
Lineage: Eukaryota; Ciliophora; Heterotrichea; Heterotrichida; Blepharismidae
Source: the annotation of a GenBank genome assembly